Podospora pseudopauciseta is the source of this 7078-nucleotide messenger RNA. It is a transcript of the gene ATG2, whose product is annotated as autophagy-related protein 2. Gene Ontology annotation, cellular component: phagophore assembly site. Gene Ontology annotation, molecular function: phosphatidylinositol-3-phosphate binding. Gene Ontology annotation, biological process: autophagy of mitochondrion; reticulophagy; autophagosome assembly. The transcript is spliced from 3 exons. The record is from RefSeq and is a predicted model, not a curated record. The coding region runs from base 441 to 6563 and encodes 2040 amino acids. Lineage: Eukaryota; Fungi; Ascomycota; Sordariomycetes; Sordariales; Podosporaceae.
GGCUGUGUUUCUGGUUCCCAGUUGCACCUCUUGCCUGUGUCUGGAAACCUUGGAAUCCCGGGGGCUUCUUUUUGGGUUGUCCCCUAAAAACCCUAAACAAAGUACACAGCACUGUCCAGAGAAAGUCUCGGAGGCUUUUUUGAAAAUCUUGUUUCGCUGUGCCCUAACCUUCACCCUUACACCAUCGCUGUCACUGAUGAUGCUCGCCCCAAUAUGACCUUGCCCCGCACAUCCGCCUCGUCGUCCCCCAGACAGUUGGACGAUUGCAUAUCCAAGUGCCUGUCAGCUCCUCGAACCAUCAUCCGAUCCGAUACCCAAACACUGAGAUAUCCAAACCAGCAUACUUACCAGACGGUGACGGUAACGGCGACCCGGUGAAACCGCCCCGCGCACGCCGAACGACCGGCAUCGCAGAUAAGCGAUAACGAUCAUCGCCCAUCAUGGCGUCUUUCUUUCCGUCGUUUCGCCAGUCGCGGAUGCCCAAGCGGCUGCUUCGGUUCGCCCUGGCACGGCUAGACGUUCUGGACGAGACAGCGCUUGACUUAGAGAACCUUGAUUUUGCCGUUGGAACAAACACGGUCCUGGAAUUCCGAGAUGUCGGGCUUGUACUCCAGAAACUGGAGAAGCUCUUGGGGCUCCCUCCAACCUUUUCGAUCCAGAAAGCCAAGAUCCUCGUCUUGCGAGUUACGAUUCCCAUGAACAUCUUCACAAGCCCGAUCAUAGCCGAGGUCGAUGGUGUUGAUGUCCAGCUCAAGAUUAUGUCACAACAGGAGGUGGAACAGCAGCGGUCAAAGAAGAGGAGGAGAUGGCGGGUCACUGAUGAUGUCGUUCCGACUGCUGCCGACCUUGCGCAGUCGUUCCUGGAAACGCAGCCGGUAUCAGAGAAGAAAGAGCUGGAACAGGCACUUGUUGCGGAAUCGCAGGACCUCGGAGCUUCAGUAACCAUGAGUGAACCUGAGAGCGAUGACGAGUCGUCGUUCGGUACCGGCCAAGCUCUGUCACUGCCAGCUUUCAUGACCGACUUCCUCCAGGGCAUUGUCGACAGAAUGCAAGUUCGGAUACAUGGUGUUUCAUUCCAGGUUGAUACCGAAGUGCCACUGAACGCGAACUCCCAGCCCCCUGAGUUGGUCACUUUUCGACUUUCGCUGGAUAAGGUGGAUGUGGAAGGUGUCACUACAUCAGCAGAUGAUGCUGAGGGCGGUCCAGAGAUUGUUCACAAGGAGGGCAAACGGCAUAUUCUUCUGGACAACAUCCGAGCGUUCCUGAUCACCGAGGCAAAUGUGUUCUCGUCAUUAGUACCAUCCCCGACGAUGCUAUCUUCUCAAGGAUCAGCCCAGUCUCCGGAAGCAACUGAGGCCCCGUCAUUUCCAACUCCCGGCGCCAAUCUGGCAGACAGCAUAAGCUCUGCGUCGGUAACUUUGGAUGAUUUUGCGCAACUUCAGGCUCAGAUGCACGAUAGCGAGGCGGCGCUGAAUAUCCCCUACGAAUUUGACCAACCUAAUACGUUUAUUGAAUAUGCAGAGUCGAAUUCGCCUGGUUCCACACCCCGGGCAUCUCUUUACCAAGAUAUGGCAGGCCUUGGUCUUCAGGAGCACGCCAAGUCUACGCUUGUAGAGCCGGGGGCUUCAAGCUGGUCUGCUCCGGAGAGAGAAGCACAGUCAGAGCCUUUUCUCCGGCCUCCAGAAGGCUUCCCACUUGGUUCGUCGGUCUCUCCCGCUGGCUCUGUGCACUCAGAGGCUGCUAGUAGCGAAUCUAGUGGCGGAGCCGAAGACCUUACGCAAUCCCAUCUCUACAGCCACGAGGAAGCUGAGAGCAUGUAUAUGAGUGCCUUCUCACAUACAGGUUCGGUAAAGCUACGCGGAGCAAUGCCUGGAUCUUGGGAUGAGCAAGAUUCCGUGUCAUCGGGGGGGAAAUCCGACGCCGCUGGCCCAUCAUCUGCACAACCCCAGAAUUCACCCCCACCAGAAACACAGGGUGGACGGUUCUACAACGAGACUGGACAACCGCCAGACCAGUCCUCUCUAUCUCCCCAAGGCACAUCGCCAAUAUCAACGCGAAGCCCCGUUGCCGAAUUCUCAGAAGAUCACAAUCUAGGCCAAGAACCAGAGCGUCACCAAGAUGACAUCCCGACGCCUCGUGGACCUACCAGAUUAGUGAAAGAAGUCGUUUCACUAAGCUCCAUAUCGGUCUAUCUACCAUCAAAUCACAAGCACCUACACGUCACGACUCCUGACCUCGCAAGUACUACCCCAAAUCUCCCAGGAGCAUUUUCGGUCCACUCACCUGAACCACUGGGCCCGUCGUCACCCGUUUCCGAAACCCCGGCUGAACACCCGCCUCUUGACCCAUCUAUUGAGGUGAUCCUGAAGCCGAUAGAGGUGCGGUUUGAUGCCUCGAUUGGGUUUCUUUUAGCCAUGGUGGUGAGCUGCCUGCUGGAAGCAGUGCAAACAUCCGAAACCACCAAUACAGCUCCGUCCAGGUCAGACUCUAAGCCUGCGCUGGACCUCAAACUCGUAGUGGAAGGUCUAUCACUCCAAUUUUUGGAGAAACUUGCAGGUGUUGCCGACACGGCACAGAGACAUUUCGAGAAGCGGUCACCGGACUUUGCGUCCGAUGUCCUCCUGCAAGCAAAUUUGAGGGGGAUCAAAGCUUCGCUCUCAAGCUCUGGCUCCGACAUGGAAGCCGAUAUGGCUAUUGAAAAGCUCACAUUUGGGUAUGCCAAUGACCAGAUUAUGUCGUUUGAUCGAUCCGUUCAAAUGUAUGAAUCUAUGGCUGCCAGCACUCUCUUGUCUGCGGGACAGGAUAUCUCAGUCAAGCUCACCAAGAGCUCUGGAAGGUCGAGCCUCAAAGUUAACACACUUCCUCUACAUGUCAAACUCGAUCUCCCAAAGUUGGAUGAAACAUUCAGCUGGUUUGGAGGCUUGAGCAGCUUCCUCAACAUGGGCUCUUCGAUCACCUCAAAUCCUGCAAAGAGCACAACUGUUGCGCCGCAGAAGCCCAAGGGUGUUCGAUUCGAAACCCCGAGUUCGGAUGAUCGACCCGUCAGUUCAGGUGACAAGGCUGAGAUGCGCAUCAAUGGGAUCCGGCUGGAUGUUAUCGGGAGAGACUGUAGCAUGGCCCUUGACACCAGCGCUCUCAAGUUGAUCAACAGGGGAGAAGGCGUCGGUGUGCACUUCAGCAAGAUACAGCUGGCAGGGCCAUAUCUUCGCAAUUCCCAAGUUGCAGCUCCCAUCAUUGCCAAAAUUGUGGACACCCGGAUCGAGUUUGUCAUGGCCCCGCGGGAACAAGAUCUUGAGAGGCUUGUUGAACUCAUCACUCCGUCACAGAGCAAGUUUGACAAGGACGGGGAUGAGAUCAUGGUUGACAUGCUCAUUCGCCAACGGCGAAAGGGGUCGGUUCUGAACUUGACCGUCGGCAAAGUCAAUGUCAAUGUGGGCAGACUUCAGCAGCUCAGCUGUCUACCCAGCUUGGCAGAGGAUCUUGCCAAACUCGGGACUGUUGCCAAGUAUCUGCCCGAAGAUGACCGGCCCGGGUUGCUCUCUUUUAUUCAUGUCAAGAGCUUUGAAGGCGCUGUCGACAUUGGUGGACGUUUUGGAGCGGUUCAAGCAGCCAUUGCAGACCUGGAGGUGGCUCACAUCACGGUUCCUACUCUAGUUGCUGUUGCUGUGACAGGUAUCACUGUCACAAGAAACCAGGUCGAGAACCUUGCGACGACACCACCAAAUCCUGCAACGGCCUCGUCACCAAAGCCGCCUGUCCUGAGGAUGAGAAUGGUGGAUGAUAUUGAGCCGGUCCUCAAAGUCAGGCUGAACGGGUUGAAUGUCGAGUACAGAGUGCCUACUAUCAUGGCCAUCUUGCAGCUUUCGGAGGAUGCCACACCGCAAGACUAUGAGGCUAGCCUUGCAGCCUCGGUCGCCAAUCUUGGUGAUCACGCUCAUACCGCCAUCAAGGGCUCACCAGCUGGUUCAGCAUCGUCGGGGCAAGAAUACAGUUCAAAGCCCAUCAAAGUCGACGUUGCUUUCGAGGACUGUCUGAUUGGCUUGAACCCUCUCGGCCCGCCAUCCAAGUUGAUUCUUGCACUGACCACAGCAUCGCUUGAGGUGGUACCCGGAAAAGACGAGAGUGUACAUGCCGUCCUGGAGAUGGAUAAGGCAUCCAUUCUGCUCAUUGAUGAUGUCACGGUAUUGGACACGCCUGGGGCACCGUUUGCUUCGAAGCGACGGCCCAAAGUCAUUCCUACACCGCAGAUCACCGAGCUAUGUUCCAAGGGUUUUGUGCACAUCAGCCAAAUCUCCAAGGCUCAGGCUGUCGUGAACACAACCAAGGAUAAGAACGGCGAUUCGCAGCUGGAGGUCGAAUUACGUGACAAGCUUCUGGUCAUGGAGACGUGUGCCGACUCAACUCACACUUUGAUUGCUUUGGCAAACGCUCUAACCCCGCCUACACCGCCGAGCAAGGAGGUCAAGUAUAAGACAUCGAUUGUUCCGGUGGAAGAUCUGCUGGCUUCCAUCACUCACGACGCGUUUGGCCGCGCUGAGGGUGAUUAUGACUUUGAUAAUGAUUUUCUUCCUGUUGCUGGAGAGCACAGCGGCGAGAUAGAUAGUGAGCAUGACUAUUAUGGCGGACCAAACGAUAGCCCCCUCAACAUGGACUCUCAGUUUUACGACGACGAGGUUAUCCACGAAGAGCUUUUCGAUGCCACUGCUCAAUCGCUUGACUUGUCAAAAACCAGAGUUGAGGAGACGAACGAUGGUGUCUUGCUCAGCACUGCUAGCCUGAGCACCGACAAUAGCACAGACAAUAGCAGCGGGCGUCUCUCAGUCGAAGAAGGGUUCUUUGAGAAGAAGGAGUCGGCUGUCAAGGGCACAGCGCACCGGUGGAACUCUAAGAAGAACAAGUAUGAUGAUGGUAACGACACCAAGAUUCAACGAAGCCCGCUCAAGGUUGGUGUGCGUGAUGUCCAUCUUAUUUGGCACCUGUAUGACGGCUAUGAUUGGGUGCGGACUAGAGAAGUCAUCGCCAAGGCGGUCAAGGAAGUUGAGAACAAGGCAUACGAGAAGCGGGCCAAGGCUGAACGCAAGGAUGACUUGGAUGAAGAAGAGAUUGUGGGUGACUUCCUUUUCAAUUCGGUGUACAUUGGAAUUCCAAUCACUCGGGAUCCAAAGGAGCUGGCCGCCGCCAUCAACCAGGAGUUGGGGGAUGGAAACGAUACCGAGUCGGUCGCCACCACGGCCUUCACAACCUCCACCAUUCGCCCUGCUGGCAAGCAUCACCACGCUAGGUCCAAGAGCCUAAAAUUGGGCAGGAGCAAGGAUCACAAGAUCACAUUUGAGCUCAACGGCGUGAAUGUGGACUUGGUCACCUUCCCACCUGAUUCUGGGGAGACAGUCAGCUCCAUCGAUGUCCGUGUCCGCGACCUGGUCGUUUUCGACCAUGUGGCUACUUCCACGUGGAAGAAGUUUGUCACAUACGACGAGGAUGCGGGUGACAGAGAGGAGGGCGCAAAUAUGGCCCACAUCGGACUUCUCAACACAAAGCCUGUGCCCUCUAUGCCGGCUUCUGAAAUUGUCUUGAAGGUCAGCAUUCUGCCUCUUCGUCUUCACGUCGAUCAGGAUGCGCUGGACUUUAUCACACGGUUCUUUGAGUUCAAGGACGACUCGACACCUGUUCACGCCUCUCCGAGUGAUGUGCCCUUCAUCCAGCGUGCCGAGGUCAACGACGUGCCUGUCAGGUUGGAUUUCAAGCCAAAGCGGGUCGACUAUGCUGGUCUCAGAUCAGGCCAUACGACUGAGUUCAUGAACUUCUUGAUCCUGGAGGAUUCCCGCUUGGUUCUUCGCCAUGUUAUUCUUUACGGCAUCGCCGGAUUUGACAAGCUUGGAAAGCAGCUCAACGACAUUUGGACGGACAAUGUCAAGCGCACACAACUUCCUGGUGUUUUGGCUGGUCUGGCACCAGUCCGCUCUCUUGUGAACGCCGGCAGCGGCUUCCGUGAGCUGAUUGAGAUUCCCAUCAAGGAAUAUCAGAAAGACGGGCGCAUUGUCCGCAGCAUUAGGAAGGGUGCAACCCGUUUUGCAAAGACGACUGGUACAGAGGUGGUGAAGCUGGGCGCCAAACUCGCCAUCGGGACACAGUACGCACUUCAAGGAGCCGAGAGCAUGUUGGUUAACAAGCCAGCUGGAGAGUCAAGUAGCUCCGCGGCUCCCAUUGCCAUCGACGAUUGGGACGAGGGAGAUGAGUACGAAGCCGAAGAGGAGACGACCAACCGGCAGGUCAGCCUGUACGCGAACCAGCCGCUUGGUAUCCUCCAGGGCGUGCGAGGCGCCUAUUCGAGCCUGGCCAGGGACCUGGCGGUGGCAAGGGACGCAAUCAUUGCGGUGCCGGCCGAGGUGAUGGAGAGCACGAACGCUCAGGGGGCGGCCAAGGCUGUGCUGAAGCGGGCACCGACGAUUAUCUUCCGGCCUGCCAUUGGUGCUACCAAGGCCAUUGGACAGACUCUACUGGGCGCGACGAACAGUCUCGACCCGGCGAACAGGAGACGGGCGGAGGCGAAAUACAAGAAAUAAUCGAGUAAGAAAACCACAGACGAGGGAGUCUUUUCCUAGAACCAAACAUCACAACAAAGGCGUACACCUAGCCUUGUGAGAUUGCAUGGCAAGUUCUCAAGAAUUAAUAAUGAUUUGUUUUUACGAAGGGAGAAAGAGAAUAUCACGAAGAGGGGGGCAUGAAUACUCGGAGUUUUGGGGGGUUGAGGCAUUCUAGGGAUUGGGGGAUCUGGGAAGGAGUUUUUGAUUUUCAGGCAAUAUCUCUUAGGGAUCUCUCUAUCUGCGCUUUAGUUUUUUUUUCUUUUCCUCUGAAGACGAUUAUCUAGUGUUUUGGUCAAUUGGGAGGAGAAGAACGAUACAGCAUACCUUCAUGAGGUCUCGGUAGUUUUUGGUUCAGUCUUUAUUUACUUUGUUUUAGCUCUCUCUCUGUGCUUUUGAGGGCGUGGUGAUGUGAUGAGGUGAUGGUUGUUGCGGUUUUACUUUUGACCCGUUGUGAUCAGCUUUGUUGAGCUCUAGGAUAACUGCAAAUCAGGGGA